Adineta steineri is the source of this 762-nucleotide messenger RNA. The record is from the annotation of a GenBank genome assembly. Lineage: Eukaryota; Metazoa; Rotifera; Eurotatoria; Adinetida; Adinetidae.
AUGACUUUUCCUCUUGCAGCUAACUCUCUUUCUCUUUUCGGAGAUUCAUUCUACAAUGUUGUUAAACAAUUCUGUGGUGUGGAAGCAGUUCAAUUGCUCAAAUUUCAGUUAAUUGAUACUUCAAUGGAUUUACUUGAAGUCGAUGACAUCUUUUCCAUUCUUCAAUUCGAGUCAGACCAAACUGCAACGCUCAAACAAAUAUUAGGUGUUCCUUGUAAAGAUGAAUUUGGAAAUUAUUCAUUCUUUAUUAUGCCAGGACUUCGUUUGAAACUUAACAAAUUUAUUCAUACACUUCGGUCUCUUCUUCCAUCUACUGAUUCUUCAUCAACUACGAAAAGAUUCGCACUUCCGCUUACGGAUGGAUUUCCAUCAACACAAUAUUUCUCAACUAACCUAUUAGCUGAUCUUGAAAUGUGGUAUAAUCAAGUGGAUAAAGCGUCUCUUCUUAACUUGCAUGUUGUGCAACCGGUGUGUCCUCCAAGUCAAACUUCACCACCAUCAUUUAUACUUUCAUGUUAUGGUACAAGCGGCAAGUAUACCGCUCAAGACAUUCUAAAAAGAUGGUUUAAAAUAUUUGACUCUUGUCUUGAAAAGAACAUAAGAGUGUUAGGAUUUUCAACGGACUGCGAACCUCGGAGUCUCAAUGCAAUGCGUAAUGCUAUGGGAUUCUUUUCAAAAUCAGAAGUACAAUUUGAAGAAUAUCCACAUCAUUUCAAAAUUUCAUUUUUGAAGGUUGGUAAAUUAAUAAGAGAUUUAAGUUAA